This is a messenger RNA of Heterocephalus glaber (naked mole-rat), 892 nucleotides long. RefSeq names its product mitochondrial ribosomal protein L50 (gene Mrpl50). The record is from RefSeq and is a predicted model, not a curated record. Lineage: Eukaryota; Metazoa; Chordata; Mammalia; Rodentia; Bathyergidae. Gene Ontology annotation, cellular component: mitochondrion; mitochondrial large ribosomal subunit.
UUGCACCUGAUUGGCUGAUCUGCGCGCGUCCAGAGAGGAGUUCAAACAACCCCGGCUCUCUUCCAAUAUGGCGGCGCUGUGUGUACCUGGUGUUGCAAGAAGAGGAUUGACGUGGCUGUUCACAGGGGCGGCACGUAGAGAGUAUUGGUCUCAAUCCAGAAAAGAGAAAGAACCAGUGGUCAAUGAGACAGAAGAAGUGAAAAAAGAACCUCUCCUGGUUUGUCCACCUUUACGAAGCCGAACAUACAUACCACCUGAAGAUCUCCAGAGUCGUUUGGAAUCUCAUAUUAAAGAAAUUUUUGGUUCAUCUUUUCCUAGUAAUUGGCAAGACAUCUCCCUAGAAGAUUGUCAUAUGAAGUUCAGUCUCUUGGCACAUCUAGCUGAUGACUUGGGCCAUGCAGUGCCUAACUCCAGGCUUCACCAGAUGUGCAGUGUCAGAGAUGUUCUUGAUUUCUAUAAUGUUCCUGUUCAAGACAGGUCUAAAUUUGAUGAACUUAUUGCUAGUAAUUUGCCUCCCAAUUUGAAAAUCACCUGGGGUUACUAAUCAAUUCAGAGGAUGAAUGCAUAACUUACAGAAGUAUUUUUCUUCAGAGAACAUUAAUUGGGUUUAAGAUAGGAAGCCAUCACAAGUUCAGAUGUUAGUCUUCAUAGGCAUAAAGCAGAAAUUGCAAGAAAAUGUUCAAUGCUAUUAGGAGUCUUUAAGAUGGAACUAUGUAUAGUCCAUAUACAGAUAAGGAAACUUGUAUUAGAUUAGAUAUUAAUAAAAGAAAAAAGUCUUUGUUGUAUACUAUUGAAAGUUAUUUCACGUUUGCUCUACUACAUGAGUACAAAUAGUAGGGAAUAUAUUCAAUUCUGGAUUAAUUUCUUGGAAUUAAAGAUUUCUUGAAGAAUA